Molecule: messenger RNA, 3642 nt
Organism: Pestalotiopsis fici W106-1
Lineage: Eukaryota; Fungi; Ascomycota; Sordariomycetes; Amphisphaeriales; Sporocadaceae
Exons: 5
Coding region: 1-3642 (1213 amino acids)
Molecular function (GO): protein binding
Source: RefSeq, a predicted model, not a curated record
AUGCCGCCACUGUCUUCUAUCCAGUUUCAGUUGGCGCAAUACAAAGAAUGGCUCAUCGAGCUCCGGAAAGAUUCUCGCAUGACACUUGGCAAAAUCAAGAUUGAGUUGUACAACCAAAAGGGCAUUACGGCAAGCCUGCACCAAUUGGAAACAUACUUCAAGAAUUUAGGGCAACGCAAGAAUCUUUCGCGGCCCGAAUGGAGACUCGUGUUCCGUGCUCUGGCAUCGCAGAAAGCAGUUGGUCGCACGUGUGAGGUCUACAUGAGUGGAAAGUUGAUCUCAGGCGACAGUCUGCAGAAAAAACGAAAGAAUGCAAAACCUGAGGCUGCAAUAGCCACAUGCCUUGCUGAUGCCGAACAAUUCGUCAGACAGCUUCCUGAUGGAGUUAAAAUCAAAUCGCAUCAUUCCUUGAGCUUAUCAACCCCCGGCCCGCAGCAAGGUGUCGAUGCUCUGCCAAUGUCGCACACACGCCCUGGUUCCAACCCGGGUGCUGAGCCAAGCAUACGGCAAGACUCAUUUUCUGUCGACAAUGACCUUGUCCUCGGACUGCAUGCUACGAGCUCUUAUCAGAGUACGAGCCGUAGCUCUAUUGUCCCUCAUCAUUCGAAUACUAGCACAACAGAUGCGAUUCAGCUCAUGAGCUGUCCAGUCAACACAGAUACAAAUUUUGGCGCGGCAUCUCAGUGGGAUAUGGAUUUCAUGACAGCUACUUCUGUACUUUCUUUCAACCAUGGAAUCAUGAGACCUGGUUCACCGGAACUAUUUCAAUAUUCGUUCAAUGAUCCAUAUGUGUUGGACGACUGGAAUCAAGAGAUUGCACACUUGAAUUUCCAUUCGCAUUCACACAUCCCAGAUCGCAGAAACUGGGAGCGCCUAUACAGGGACAUGCCUAUGUCACUCAGAUGUGAUCGUUAUAGUGUCAGUUCCGUCGAAUCAGCUCGAAUCCUCCGAAAGUUCAUCUCCGUUGUUUCUGUACGCAGAGGAAGUAGGCUUGGUGAGCCAAUUCCAACCGCCGAGGAGAUCAUAGACAUCCUACAAUCCCAGGUAUCUAUCGAGGAUAUGGCAGAGGCGAUAUGCGAGCCAUUGGCAGUCGUUGGUACCAACUCUCCACUGACUGAUCCAUUUGCUCAAUUGAUUCUCUUCUCAGUUGUCAACAAUUUCUCUGGUAUUCAAAAAAUCCCAAUGGAAUCGAUCAUGAGAUUCAUUGAUCAUCAUGAGUCUUCCCGCUCCACUAUUUUGAGAUUGCUUAGAAGUGGGACCUCUACAAUCUUCUCAACUGCAUUAGCGGAAAACUUGUUUAAGGCUGCUGUUGAAGCUGGUGAUGUGAAGACUGCCCACGACCUUCUUGCGUUGAAGUUAUUCGCGCCAGAUGACAUACCGUUGGGAACGCACCCGUUUCGCAGAUCCGCUUUGGAAAAGGCGUCAGAGAUGCGCCAUUUCGAGAUGAUGAGACUGCUCUUACAUCAUGGUGCCGAUGUGAACAAAACCCACAUGGACAGAAAAAAUCCCAUGUUGCCGCGAGGAGCUCUUGAAUGUGCCGUCAAGCUAUGGGGCGAGUAUGAUAUACUUGAUCCCAAGAUUCUGGAUCUGCUCCUUGACAAUGGUGCAACCGUCCGCGCUGAGCUCGCAGAGGCUGCAAUUCGAUGGGGAGACAAGUCCCUGAUAGAAAAGCUUAUAUUCAAGCUUCCUCCAUCGGAGCACGUGCAAUGCUUCUCCUCUGACAUGCUCCUUGAUGCCACGGAAUAUCUUAGAAAUGACUUGAGUUUGGCUAUCAUUCGGCAGAUCAUACAAACUUGCCAAGAGACACAUGAAAGCACGUGUAUUAUUUCAAACCAAGAUCUUUUGGUUGGGGUAAUGAUCUAUGCCGCGAAAAGAAAGAAUUCUGCGCUUAUCCGACUUCUAAGUCCUCACGCCGGUCAGGAGGGCCUAGACCAGGCGCUCACAGCAGCAGCGCGAUCUGGAAGCCAUAAGCUGAUACACAUGCUUCUUGAGAGUGGUGCAAAUUGCGAUGGACCAGCAUGUGUCAUCGAUGGCGAUGGUCACAGUCCGCUGACUACUCCUCUAGCAGAAGCGAUUCGAAAUGACGACACUGCGCUUGUGCGCUUGUUUACGGAGAAGGGCGCUUGGAACCAGAUCGGAGAGCCCGGUCGCCUGCAGGCGAUAUUAGAGGUGGUUGCUGAGUCUGAUGAUGAUUUCUACCUUGAUAAGAUUCUACAAAUGGUCCCAGAUCCAAAUCCUAAAGCUCUUACACGACCACUGAGCAUCGCUAUCAGGAAACGCCAUGAAGGAAUGGCGAUGAAACUGCUCGGCGCCGGUGCGGACGUGAAUGCAUCUCCCCGUUCUACCUAUCCCAACGACAGGACCUGGACUCUCAUGCGUCGUCUCUUCAGCCAGCCUCGUCGCGUUGCUUCCCCGCCACCCCAUUUCCAACUACUUUACCCUCUUCAGGAAGCUUUGUCGAUCAAGAGCCCCUCUAUUGUCUGGGCCAUCCUAGAUUGCGAUGCGAAACCAAGUCAUAUGCGCGUCCUCGGGGAUUUAUCGAUAGACCCCAUGAGCACCCUGGAGCAAGCGACUGAAUGGGGAGAUCAGCAAAUUAUCAAGGCGCUCUCCCUUAUGGGUGCAAGCGUAGAUAAUCAAUUGGACGGCUCCCUUUCAAUUGCCAUAAAAAAUGGCGAAAAAUCACUCGUUGAUCUUCUCAUCAGUCUGGGUGCUGAUCCGAACGGCCAUUCCCAGCGGCACGGGUCUCCGCUUGCUGCUGCUGCCCAGGUCGGAGACAUAGAAACAGCCACGUAUCUGCUUGAGCAUGGGGCAGACCCAGCAGACCAACAAGCCAUUCUCAAUGCUUUCACUCAUGCUCAGGACGUAUUAGAAUUGGUACUUCAGAGGCUUCGCAAACGAUACCCAAAAGGGCGCUCAGGCUUCGGUGGCGAGGUACUACGGGAUGCGCUUGAUGGGCACAACGACGCCAUCUUAGCCCUUUGUCUAAAUGCUCGUUUCGACGUUAAUCACUUCGUCACUACACCCGGACAACAAAAAUGGUCCUUUGAGAUGCUUACCCCACUUGGCUUUGCUAUCAGGAAAUACCGUGGCGGUCGUCUGGAUCUUAUUUCUAGGCUUCUCGAUGCAGGAGGUGAUGCGAACUUCCCAGCAUUCCAAGAUGAAUGGCGUCAGGUCUCAGAAACAGCUUUUUUGCAGGUCAUCGAGAUUAAAAGUUUGCCUUUAGUAGAGUUGCUGAUCUCUAAAGGCGCAGACGUCCACAAAGAGGCGAAGUUGGGUCUUAAACGUACGCCUUUGCAGAAGGCAUGCGAGGUCCAAAGUUGUAGUAUUGUUGACCUCCUCCUCACGCACAACGUCGAUCUUGCUGCCAAAGUAGGUUCAACCAGGAUUGCAAAGCGUCUGCUGGACUCGGGUGCCGAUGUUGAUGCCCCAGGUGCGCAGGUUCAGGGACUCUCUGCCAUCCAGUACGCAGCAAAAUAUGGUCGGCUUCACAUGAUACAAGUGCUAUUCAACGCUUCAGGUGCAAGUUUUACUGCAGAGAAAUGUCAGAGCGCGAUUACGUUGGCACAAGACAACGGUCAUCUAGCUUGCGCUGCUCUGCUGAUGGAUCUCUCAUCUAGAAGUCAAGGUUUUAUCGAGUCGUAG